CGGGAAUCACCCAUUAAGAUUGAAGAUUUAUUGUUCCUCGCAAAGACUCAUGGACAAAAGGUACGAGUACGAGUACGUACUCGUACUUAACAUACCGUAUGGGAGGGGGGACUCCUACCUGUCUUUUGCCCUCGCAUGGUCUUACCGUACGUACGUACCGUACAAAACUUGUACCGUAUGGUGCAUUUCCAUUCUGCAUUCGCUUCGUUACGGCGCGCCAAAAAAACGUGCCGCAAUAUCGUACGGUACAGCACUUUCAACGAACAAUUUUACCUGCCUGCCCCUGGUACCGGAAGGCUCCCUGUUUGAUACGCACUCGUACUAUCGUAUUCUGAAAAAGAUAGCUUGCAGAUACCGCAUCGCGAGCAGCAUUGUUUGCUCCCACAGAGGUGUCUUGCAGGUGUGUGUGAUGUUCAUGUGAUUGUCUGUAAUCUGUCGGAUCGACAACACUUUGGCAGCAACGACAACAAGAACAGCAGCAACAACCACAGCAACAACCACAGCGACCCCCCGAGAGGAACAGACACCGAGACAGCAAUCAUGGUGGAAGUCUACCAACCCAAGAAGAGACGGGGGAUCGCCGGCCAGAGAACCACCAGGGUGACCCGGACGCCGAAACCGUACUGGCCCGGGCUCGAGAUCGACGAACACGACCGCACCAAGGCCGGCGGAUGCAGCGGCCUGGUGGGUGCGCCGAAAGAGGGCGAGGGCAACAGCAGCCCGCCCGGUUCCGUCCGCGGGCCGACCGGGGGGGAGAUCCCGGAGCGAGACGCCGCCGGCCAAAAGACCGUAGCCCACCACGACGGGCCGCCGAGCGGGGUUUCUGCGGCUCCGGGAAAGAGCGGGUCCGCCGCGGGUCGGUUUCGGAAACGGAAGCGGAGGUCCGACACGAGGACGGGUGCUUCGGAAGGGAAUCCUCCGUUUCCGGGGCAUGGAGGUGCCUCCCGCGCCGGGGAUGGGGACGGGGCAGAGGCUGGAAGCCGAUCCGGAGCCGAAGCCGCCGCCACCGACAAGCCCGCGGCGGCCCUGGGUGCCGGUCCGGGGAGUGCCGAACGGGAAACAACCCCGGGGCCCACCGAACCGGCGGCGGGGGAUCCCGCAACGACCGCACCACUCCACGCGGGGGAAGAAGCGAACCCGAACCACCCGUCGGGGGAUGCGACCGGCACCACCCCGAAAGGUUCCGGCGGCCCGAAGCGGACCCCGGCGAGCGCCGGAUCGCGGUCCACCGCCAGCGAGGCCACGUCCGUGGUCACGCCGUCGAAGACGACCCCCCGGGCCCUGGUGCGGUUCUUGCUGCGAAAAAAGUUCCCCGUGCUGGCGGACUGCGUCGCGUACAUCCGCGACGUUCUCUCGGGAAUGGUCUCGGGAUCCCCAGCCCUCCUGCAGAAGCACCUCACCGCUUCGGAAACGGCGUCGCUGUCGUCCUUUGGGUUGCCCCAAAACGGCAGCAACAACACCAGCAGCAACGGGAGCAACCAACAACAACAACAACAACAACAAGCGCAGCACGAAGCACUCUUGGGAUUCGAGGACAUCUGCAAUCGACAGGAAGCCCUCCUCGACCGAAUGGCCGGUCUGGAGUCGGCCCUCGGGAAGCGGGAAGAGGAGUCCCCGGUACCGGCCCCCGAGCGGGAGUCGCUCGAAUCACCCCGAGCGGCCGAGGCGGCGCUCCGGCUGGAGCUGGAGGAAGCCAGGGCGUCGGCGGCGUCGGUCAAGGAGUUCUUCCGGUCCCGCCUGGAGGAGCAGUUCCGCGAGCUGGAAAAGCGGGACGCCCUCCUAAGGGAGAGGGAGCGGGAGCUCGAGGCCGCCCGCGGCGAGAACGAGAGGCUCCUGGCCCGGCUCGGGACAAGAAGCAGGGAAUCCUCCACUCCGGAGCGGCAGGUCCGCCACCGGCAGACGGAAGGCCGGGGCCAGCUGAGGCGAUCGCCGCGGUCCCUGGCCCGGUCGGGCCGCAGCGAGAACCCGACGGGGCCGCGUGUGGCCGGACCGGGAGGAGGCACAACGAGCAGCGUCCGGGAGCGGCAGGUCUUCCACUGGCAGGAAAGCUGGCCCUGAUGGCUCGCAACGCGGGCACUGCGCGGGGGAAUCGGACAGAGUAAGACUUCCGUGGUUGGGGUCCUGGUUGUUGGAUUUCUGGUUCGAACGACCGAAGCGAACAGAGGGGGCCAUUACAGUACAGUACCGUAAUUCUAAAAGUAACAAAAAAAUCCAAAAUUUAAAAAAUUAUUCUGCUACAC
Messenger RNA from Pseudo-nitzschia multistriata, 2240 nucleotides. The record is from the annotation of a GenBank genome assembly. Lineage: Eukaryota; Bacillariophyta; Bacillariophyceae; Bacillariales; Bacillariaceae.